AUGCCAGCUCAGUCUAAGCUUAAAGACACAAUUUCUCAAUUAAAUCGGGAGUUACAGCAUCUUGAAGUAUUAGAAAAUAGAAGAAUGAUCUUUGAUGUUGAUAAAAAAAAAAAGCAAUCAUCCAAGUUUAGAAGAAGCACAUUAGAAGCUAUUGUUCAAAUUGUUUCUUCAGAUAGACAGGCUGAUGAAAGAUGGUGUUCAGAAUUAAUACAAUUUCAUAAUAGUGAAGAAGGAAAGCAACAUGUUAAAACAGUGCCAGUGAAGCUUCUAAAAUCUCAAAAUUCAGCAGGAAGAAGCUAUAAUAAUACCUAUUUCUGCACUACUUUAAUAAGAAAUAUAAAAGAAAUAGUAUCAUUAUUAGAUUUCAAAAAUGCUUUAGUAAUAUCUCAAGAUGAUAAAGCAUGA
Molecule: messenger RNA, 405 nt
Organism: Dentiscutata heterogama
Lineage: Eukaryota; Fungi; Glomeromycota; Glomeromycetes; Diversisporales; Gigasporaceae
Source: the annotation of a GenBank genome assembly